Molecule: messenger RNA, 869 nt
Organism: Topomyia yanbarensis
Lineage: Eukaryota; Metazoa; Arthropoda; Insecta; Diptera; Culicidae
Product: serine/arginine-rich splicing factor 7-like
Exons: 2
Coding region: 213-710 (165 amino acids)
Source: RefSeq, a predicted model, not a curated record
CUUUCGAAGCCUUUUGGCCCGAAAAGUGUCUAAAACGUGAAGUGAUAACUCCAUUAAUCAAUCAAGAAAAAUGUUUCACAUCCUCAUAACACUUUGUUUAUGUUUGGGUUGGAGAGCUAGGCAAGAACGCUAGCAAGCAGAAGAUUGAGAUCCGCUAAGAAACGUGUGGGUUGCUCGCAAUCCAUCCGGGUUUGCAUUCGUAGAAUUUGAAGAUGCCUGGGAUGCAGAGGAUUCGGUACCCUAAACAGUUUAUCUACUACAGUGGCGAACCACCGCAUGGCAAACGAGGUCGUGGCAACUUCCAUCCGGACGACAGACGCUACGAGUGUGGAGGGCGAGGUCAUUUUAUCCGAGAUUAUACUAAAGGAAGCAAGAGAUCGCGGAGCCGCAGUUCACGUUCGCGCUCUCAUAAGCUCCGAAUUCGUUCCAAGAGUUACAAUCGAAGCCGUGAACAUGACCGCGACCGCCGUACCCAAUCCAACACACUAAGGAAGACAACUCGCGAAAGUUCGAUUACUCGUGAUUAUAUUAAAUCGCCACGACGUUCCAAGACCCACUCCUGGAGCCACCCCGUUCGACAACCAGAUCAAGCUUCAGAUCGCAUCGCCGUUGACCGGUUGCAUCGUUAUGUGCCUUGCAACACAACCUUCAGUUCAUACGAGCAAAUCACGGAUCACAAAUUAAAAUUACAUCAUUGCAAAGCGGUUUAAUCUAAAUAACCGUGUACGCAAAUUGCUGCCCAUAUAACAGAUAUAUUUCUCAAGAUGUAUGCAAUUUUGAGAAAAAAAAUAGCUUUCUGCUCAUUCAGAAACUGCACGGGGAUGUCGGAUCCGAGCAUUUCUAGUGUUCACUGCUUUUAACGAUGGAUU